Molecule: messenger RNA, 1225 nt
Organism: Aspergillus pseudotamarii
Lineage: Eukaryota; Fungi; Ascomycota; Eurotiomycetes; Eurotiales; Aspergillaceae
Product: nuclear transport factor 2 family protein
Exons: 2
Coding region: 76-549 (157 amino acids)
Source: RefSeq, a predicted model, not a curated record
UGUGACUCAAUCUGAUAUGCGUGUACAUUGGUGAAAUAGGAUUCAUACACUGUUGGGGUCGUGCGUUGGAUCAAUAUGGCAGAUACCAAUCCACCGUUUACUGAGGAGUCGGCGAGAAAAAAGGUCAAAGCAGCACAGAAUCUGUGGAAUACCCAAGAUCCAGUACGUGUCGCUCAAGCCUAUACACCAGAUUGCGUUUGGCGCAAUCGUACUUCAUUCUUUUCCGGGACGGAUAACAUAAUCCCUUUCUUAACUGCGAAAUGGAAUCGUGAAGCAAAUUACAGGCUUCGAAAAGAGUUGUUUUCCUUCUCUGACGACCGUAUCGCGGUGCAAUUCUGGUAUGAAUACCAAGAUGUUCAAGAUGGGAUGCGCUGGAAGCGCUGCUAUGGCCUCGAGGACUGGACAUUUGACCGAGAAACGGGGAAGAUGAGGAAAAGGAUGAUGAGUGGUAAUGACCUGGUUUUGGGGCCUGAUGGGAACGGGGAAGGGAGGUGGUUUGUCGAUGGUGUUGAUGUUGAAGAUGUGGUGAUUAGUGAGGAACAUUGGUGACGAGCUUAUUCGACCACACCAGUUCUUAUUGCACGAUUCGACUUAACUGUUGUGCAAUUUUGCAAAAGUGACAUGCCAAGUCAAUUAUGACACCGGCCUUCCAUAAUCUCCGACUGUUUGGCAUAUUGAUUUAUACUGCCAAGUUCUGGCUCAUCCCUUAAGAUCGAAGCUAGUUCACCUAUCAUUUAGGUGAAUCUUCCCUGAUCGCCAAGAAGAACCCAGCUUAGCUUUGAUCGAUCUCUGGGAAAUUAUCUGCACGUGACGAGCAUGCGUGGACUGUCUCGUUCGCGAUAUCAGGAUACUAGUCUUUUUAGCUGAAUGUCCCUCCUUCAUCCCUUGAUUCAGAGCCCCUCCCCCCCUUCCCAACCCUAAUACUGAUCUUUUGCCAUCAAGGAUGUUGUUGUGUAAAACAAGAAAAGAAUAGUAGGAGGAAUAAAAGGAAAGGGACAGAUGUUGAGGUCUUUGCAAGAUAAUGCUUUUACUGCCGAGAAUCUGCAGCGCUUCUGAAAAGCCCAAAGGGAGGAAUGUAGACAGGCUGGAACAAAGCCAGCCACUGUGUAGCCUCUCAGUAUCGGCGAAUGUACCUUAUGACUGAGGGCACGAGGAUAUCCCUGGUGGAGACUUCUGUAUGCUACUGGGAGCAAGGGGUGCGGUAGCUGUCGAAGUACUACCGCUG